Ipomoea triloba (trilobed morning glory) is the source of this 2061-nucleotide messenger RNA. Its product is annotated as laccase-17-like. NCBI's taxonomy places the organism in Eukaryota, Viridiplantae, Streptophyta, Magnoliopsida, Solanales, Convolvulaceae. The coding region runs from base 56 to 1795 and encodes 579 amino acids. The record is from RefSeq and is a predicted model, not a curated record. Gene Ontology annotation, cellular component: apoplast. Gene Ontology annotation, molecular function: copper ion binding; hydroquinone:oxygen oxidoreductase activity. Gene Ontology annotation, biological process: lignin catabolic process. The transcript is spliced from 6 exons.
UCUCAUAACCCAACUAUAAGCAGCCUUAGCUUCUCCCAUUACACAUUCAAUCAUCAUGGCUGCAACAUAUCUUCCACAAAUGUUUUCAAUGGCAAUAAUCAUACUUCCACUUCUAGCUUUGUGUCUCCUUCCUCAACAUGCACAAGCCGAAACUAGGCACUAUGAGUUCAAUGUCACCAUGCAAAAUGUGACUCGACUGUGCCACACAAAGAGCAUUGUUACAGUCAAUGGCAAAUUUCCUGGACCUCCAAUUCUAGCCAGGGAGGGCGACCGCCUAUUAAUAAAAGUCAAUAAUCACGUUGCUAAUAAUAUUUCAAUUCACUGGCAUGGGAUUAGACAACUUCGUAGUGGAUGGGCAGAUGGACCAGCAUACAUAACGCAAUGUCCCAUUCAAACUGGUCAAAGCUAUGUGUAUAACUUCACCAUUGUUGGCCAAAGAGGGACUUUAUUUUGGCAUGCACAUAUCUCUUGGCUUAGAGCAACACUCCAUGGUCCUAUUAUUAUCCUCCCAAAAAAAAAUGUUUCUUACCCAUUCGUCAAACCCUACAAGGAAGUACCCAUCAUUUUUGGUGAAUGGUUCAAUGCUGAUACUGAGGCCAUAAUUAGCCAAGCUUUACAAACGGGUGGAGGUCCAAAUGUCUCUGAUGCCUAUACCAUCAAUGGGCUUCCUGGACCUUUGUACAAUUGCUCUGCAAAAGAUACAUUCAAGCUGAAGGUGAAGCCUGGGAAAACAUAUCUUCUUCGCAUGAUCAACGCCGCACUCAAUGAUGAGCUUUUCUUCAGCAUUGCAAACCACAGUCUCACAGUAGUCGACGCCGACGCAGUUUACGUCAAACCUUUCGAGACCGACACAAUUCUUAUAUCGCCAGGCCAGACCACAAAUGUUUUACUAAAGACCAAACCUGAAUUCCCAGGUGCCACAUUUCUCAUGACAGCCAGGCCGUAUGUGACAGGCCAAGGAACAUUCGAUAACUCCACCGUUGCCGCCAUUCUCGAAUACGAAUCUCCGCUUCUUCAUUCCACUGUCUCAAUGAAGAAACUCCCGAUGUUUAAACCAAUUUUGCCAGCCCUAAAUGACACUUCUUUUGCCUCCAACUUUUCCAAGAAAUUGCGCAGUCUUGAUAGUCCUUCGUACCCUGCUAAGGUGCCACAAACUGUGGAUAAACAUUUGUUUUUCACAGUGGGGCUUGGGACGAACCCUUGCGACAAAAACCAAACCUGCCAGGGCCCUAAUGGAACCAAAUUUGCUGCUUCAAUUAACAACAUAUCUUUUGUUCAACCUACCACCGCGCUUCUUCAGGCGCAUUUCUCCGGCCAAUCUAACCAUGUUUAUAGCCCAUACUUUCCAGUUAGUCCCUUGAACUGGUUUAAUUACACUGGAAAUCCUCCCAACAACACUAUGGUUAGCUAUGGAACAAAAGUUAUGGUUUUGAAUUAUAACACCAGUGUUGAGUUGGUGUUGCAAGAUACCAGCAUUCUUGGCGCGGAGAGCCACCCUCUUCAUCUUCAUGGCUUCAACUUUUUCGUGGUCGGACAAGGUUUCGGAAACUUUGACCAGACAAAGGACCCAAAGAAUUUUAACCUUGUUGAUCCCGUUGAAAGAAACACCAUUGGUGUCCCCGCUGGUGGUUGGGUAGCUAUUCGAUUCUUGGCUGAUAAUCCAGGUGUGUGGUUCAUGCAUUGCCACUUGGAAGUGCAUACAAGCUGGGGUUUGAAGAUGGCAUGGCUUGUGUUGGAUGGAAAACUUCCCAACCAGAAGCUCCUUCCUCCUCCAUCUGAUCUACCAAAAUGCUGAUCUCAUCACUUUGCCGCAUUGUUAUUAAUGGAUCGGAGUAUUCUUAAUUUCUUCGCAGAUAUAUGAGUUUUAUUUCAUUCUCUUCGGACGAGCCUGCAGUUUCAUUCCUGUUUUGUUUUGUUUUGUUUUUUGGUUUUCGUAACAGCUGACUAACUAUAAUUUUCAAAUUUAUCAGCUCCUGUAUUAUUGACCGUGUUUAUAAUGUUGGUUAUAUAUUGAAUAAUGUUUAAUGCAAACGAGUAGUUGCAUUUACAGUUACAAGUCAA